CAAAAUAAUAAAAGUAAAAUGUCUUCCGUGACCUCAAUUUAUAAUGUAGCUUCGCUUCUACGACGUUGCAACACGAUCCAAAAUGGCGUAUCUGCCUUCCAACUAUCCCUCUUGUGAUUGGUUCUCCGAGAUCCUUGGAGAGCUUUCAUUGGUUGCUUUCAGCUUUAUUUUGACACUUUACUUCCGGAUAGUGUGCUCACGAGCUGUUGCCGCGCGUGAUAAGAGAGUUGUCAACAACUACUACAAGGUCGUAAUGGCUGAGAGCGACGAUGUUUCACUUGUCGUUAGCAGCCAGCCUCCUGAGAAAGAGGAGCAGGGAGGAGGAGAAGGUGGAGAAGGUGGAGGAGGUGGAGAAGGUGGAGAAGGUGGAGAAGGUGGAGGAGGUGGAGAAGGUGGAGAAGGUGGAGAAGAUGGAGGAGGCUCAGAGAGGGAUGAUGAAGGAGGGUUGACUGAUGCCCAGAGAGAGGUGUUGGACAGAUGUCUCCAGGCCCUCAAACAGGCUCAAAACGACAGUCACACUUUGGCUGCUCUGCUGCUGAUAACCCGCUUGUGCCCAGCAAGCCAGCUAGACAAAGCCACCUUGAGGCGCAUCUUCGAGGCUGUUGGCCUGAACCUUCCUGCUCGUCUUUUGGUGACGGCCAUCAGAGGGAAUGAGACCUCCGGCCUGCCCCCACAGGAGCUCCUCUCGCUGGGUACGGCUCUGUUGGCUGCUCUGAGCACAGACCCAGACAUGGCCUGCCACCCCCAGCUCCUCACCACCAUCCCGGUCCUGCUGGGCCUUUUAUCAAAUGAUCCUCUGAACCAGCAGAAACAGGAAGCCCAGGAUCCAACGCAAGACUUAGAGACGGGUCCAGAUUCUAAAGUGCAAUCAGCAGAGAGUUCAAACGCUGAAGGUGAUCUUUCCAAUGAGGCCAAAUCAGGAGGAGAGGGGAAGACUACCAAGCCAAAAAGUGACGACAGCAGUCUAGCAAACAAAGUAUCAACAUUUCAAGAAGCCUUACCUUCCUCAAAGCUGGACGAGGCCAUAGCUGCUGACUGCUACCAGAUCCUCACAGCUGUGUGUGCUUUACCCAGAGGUCCCGACCAGCUGCUGAGCAGGGGGGGUGUUCCCGCUCUGUGCCAAGCAGUGCAACAAAACCAGACUUUCAGCCAUGAGAAGGGGCUUCCCUUGCUGGGAUGCCUUGUAGCAGGUAGAACCAAGGACAGAGUGUGGAGUAAGCACUCUGCAGAACUCCUCACUCUGCUGGUCAAGUUGUCUAAAGACUUCUGCCAAGCCAAAGACCAGACCAAGAUGGACAUGUGCGCCCAGUUGGUUCAGUUUCUCCCCCCAGCAGGAGUGGCAGUAGAGAGCAAGGAGCUGAAAGAAGUUGUGGCCUCUGUAUGGGAGGUGUUGAGACCCAUGUUGCAGGCUAAACUGACCCCAAGUCAGAUCGGGCCAAUCCUUGUCCUCAGCGCUUGUCUGCUGGAUUUGUACGGGUGGGAGUUUGUCGGGACGCCAAAGUUCUGCUGCCUACUGGUGAACCGAGCCUGUGUGGAGGUCAGGAUGGGCUUAGAGGAACCGCCCGGGAACGAACUGAGCUCGGAGCUGCAGCACACUCUCACAGGCUGUUACAGAAUCAUGGAGGCUGCCAUAGAGCAGGCCUGCUGUGUGGGGAUGUCCCAGACCGCUCCUCCUCAGAGCUCCAUCCCCUCCAUCAGUCUGCAGCAGAGCAGGCAGGUCCUCGGGGUGCUGGAGGAGGCCUUUGCCGCCCUCAUGUACCACCUGCAGCAGGUGGAUCAAAGUCGCUAUGGAGACCCCUUUAUUUUCGCCACAUUCCGCUCUCUGUGCUCAUGGCUGGCUGAGGAGACUUCCUGUCUGAAGGAGGAAGUGACCGGACUGCUACCGUUCCUGAUCGCCUACUCCCGGAGCCACCUGCAGGGUGAGAGCCCGGAGCACGGCCUCUCUGAUUGGAUGUCCGAAAUGUCCGUCAGAGAGGAGACAGGGGCGUGGACGGGCAAAGAAGCUCUGAGGUAUCUCCUUCCAGCUCUGUGCCACCUGUCGGCAGAGGAAGAGCCCAGGAAGGUGCUGCUCACCCUCGACACCCCUGCACUGCUGGUGGACUUCCUGUCUCAGUGCUGGACCUCCCUCAAGGGGAAAGGUGGGGUGUCCUCGGCCAGGGAUCCCAGCAUGGAGACAGCCUGCUCAGCCCUCCUCAACUUCACCGUCACAGAGCCGGAGAGAGUCAGGAAGGACCCAUGUUUCAGAACGCUGGAGGCCCUUCUGAGUGAAGCACUUCCUGUUUUGGUUCACAAACCCCGCCUCCUGGUCCUGGCAGCAAAUUACUGCACGCUGGGACUGAUGAUUGGCAGACUCAAAUCAGCUCCUACAGGCUCAGUGGAAGCCGGACAGAGGCGGUUCUUCUCCUCCGCCCUCCGGUUCCUCCGCGGCGCCCUGGACUCCGGCUCCAGCCCCGGCCCGGUCAGGGUGAGCCUCGGCUGGGCGGAGAGCUGGGAGGAGGCGGCGGAGCUGUGGAGGCUGAGUCUGCAGGCUCUGGGGGGCUGCGUGCGCGCUCAGCCCUGGAUCGGCAGCCUGGUCCGAGAGGAAGGUUGGCUCAAACACACACUGGCCAUGCUGAGUCAGUGUAGUGCACUGCCUGAGCAGCACACACAGGGGGCGCUGGAGGAGGCUCUGUGCGCCAUGGCAGACCAGUGCCCUGUGUGUAAGGUGGAGAUUGGAGACGCCAUGAGAAAUGAUAAAGGAGCUUUGAUCUCUCUGAGGAAACUGAAAAAGUCAGUGGGAGUAAAGUAAAAACCAAUCAGACAUCUUCUACGGGUUACAUUUUUCAAAAUAAAGUAACAAAGAAGGGCUGUAGCCAACAUGCGUGUUUAUCUGACUGAAUCAUGUGUGAACUGUUAACCCUGACUGAUUAUAAGGAGAAGAUGGCGCUGCCGUUUUUUGCAAAUGAAUUUUUGUGGAAAAGAGGGCACUCAAAAUUAUGAACAUAUUUUUUUGUAAAGAAACUCCAAAGUUUGUAGAAAGCUGUGCUCUGGAAAGAAACACUUUUUUACAUGUCAAUUGUGAAAUGUUAAUGUCUUAAAUAAAAGCUAUUUUGUUAGAAAACCUA
This is a messenger RNA of Trematomus bernacchii (emerald rockcod), 3104 nucleotides long. It is a transcript of the gene ncdn, whose product is annotated as neurochondrin. Lineage: Eukaryota; Metazoa; Chordata; Actinopteri; Perciformes; Nototheniidae. The transcript is spliced from 8 exons. Gene Ontology annotation, biological process: regulation of neuronal synaptic plasticity; neuron projection development. The record is from RefSeq and is a predicted model, not a curated record. Bases 83 to 2788 code for a protein of 901 amino acids. Gene Ontology annotation, cellular component: dendrite.